AUGAAGCAGGACAGCGUCUCGCUUCCCUCACCAGCCUUGGCGAGUUCGAAGAACUUCCACCCAACCUGGUCUCUUAUCUGGAAAUGGACAUUACUCGCAUUGGCCGUCUGUUACGCUUCUUCAUCCCUUGCGACCGUGUUUCAACGCGACACUGGAAAACCGACGUCAAGAAUAUCAGCUUCUGUGGGAGCAGGGAUAACAGGCAUUUCGCGGAACCCGGCGUAUCUCGUUAAAGCCUACAACGGAGCAGUCGCGUCGGAGAACAGGCUAUGCUCAGAAUUAGGGGUGUCGACCCUAAAGCAGGGAGGGAAUGCGGUUGACGCAGCUAUAUCCACCACUUUCUGUAUUGGCGUGGUCAACAUGUUCUCGGCCAGUUCCGGCAUAGGUGGAGGCGGGUUCAUGACAGUUCGAAUUCCGCCGGCUUCAGAUAACGAAACGUCUAAAGUUUAUACAAUUGACUUCCGGGAGACAGCACCUACCUUUUCGAACAAAACCAUGUUCAAGCAUGACCCCAUGUCUGCACGGUAUGGUGGCCUUUCAGUUGGCGUACCUGGCGAGAUCCGUGGUUUGGAAGAAGCCCAUAGGUUAUGGGGAACAUUGCCGUGGAAAGACCUCAUUCAGCCCAGCGUGGAACUGGCCGAGGGCUGGAAGGUGGACGCAGAGCUGGCGAAGCGGAUAAGGUGGUACCCAGACCUUAUGUUGAAAAACCCGGACUGGAGUUCUAUAUUUGCACCUCGAGGAGUGUUUUUGAACGAGGGGGAGACUGUCAAGAGGACUAAUUUAGCCAGGACUUUGUCUAUAAUAGCUGAAGAGGGACCAGAUGCCUUUUACAAGGGCGAAAUUGCAGACUCGAUCAUCGAGAAGAUUCGACAAACUGGGGGGAUAAUGACCCAUUCAGACCUUGAGAACUACAAGGUCAUCACGCGCCCUGCUCUACAGGGAUCAUACAAUCGGCGACGUAUCUACACGACGCACGCGCCUACAUCUGGUCCAGUUUUGCUUCACAUGUUUAACCUGAUCGAGGGCUAUGACAUGUCCCAAUUCAAUGGGUUGAACGUCCACAGGCUUGUCGAGGCAUUAAAGUUCGGCUUCGCUGCCAGGACCCGCAUCUGUGAUCCCAGUUAUACCAAUUCAUCGGAGAGGAUAGACCAGAUACCGACGAAGGCGUAUGCCCAUGAAAUACGCAAGAACCUCACAGAUGUGAGCGUCUCUAUGUUUCUCUACCAGGAUAGGACACACCCACCCAACUACUAUCAACCCGAAUACGAUAUCAUAACAGAUCACGGCACGCGGCGCCACGCGCACGGGUUCCUGACCGAUGGUCGUUCACAGAGCCAUACCUCAGUAGUCGACAAAUCUGGGAUGGCUGUCGCUUUGACUUCAACAGUCAAUCUCAUAUUUGGGAGCCAAGUGCUGGAUCCUGUCACGGGUAUCCUCUUGAACGACGAAAUGGACGACUUUUCUACCCCUGGUACUCCAAAUGGCUUCGGACUAUGGCCUUCCCCUUGGAAGCGGCCACUCUCUUCUACGGCACCAACCAUCAUCGAGAACGAAGAUGGGUCAUUCUAUCUGGCCAUCGGUGGUUCCGGCGGAUCGCGCAUUUUUGGUUCCUUGUAUCAAGCGGUCCUUAAUUUGGACUGGGGGAUGGAUGCGAGUGAAGCGGUGGAAUUUGGGCGCUUGCAUGAUCAACUGUUUCCUGAUAUCACAGAUGCCGACAGUGUAUACCCUGAAGAUAUCCUUGAAGAUCUCCGCCGUAGAGGCCACCACAUUACAGUCGUUGAUGUCAAUCGAGUGGCGGCUGUCGUCCAGCUAGUGCUUCAGAAGGACGGCGUUUUCUAUGCGGCUAGCGAUUCGAGAAAGAAUGGCAUCGCUGCUGGAUGGUAG
Molecule: messenger RNA, 1884 nt
Organism: Coprinopsis cinerea okayama7#130
Lineage: Eukaryota; Fungi; Basidiomycota; Agaricomycetes; Agaricales; Psathyrellaceae
Product: gamma-glutamyltranspeptidase
Exons: 11
Coding region: 1-1884 (627 amino acids)
Biological process (GO): glutathione catabolic process
Cellular component (GO): plasma membrane; fungal-type vacuole
Molecular function (GO): glutathione gamma-glutamate hydrolase
Source: RefSeq, a predicted model, not a curated record